Boleophthalmus pectinirostris (great blue-spotted mudskipper) is the source of this 523-nucleotide messenger RNA. Its product is annotated as C-C motif chemokine 3-like. Gene Ontology annotation, cellular component: extracellular region. Gene Ontology annotation, biological process: monocyte chemotaxis; cellular response to tumor necrosis factor; inflammatory response. NCBI's taxonomy places the organism in Eukaryota, Metazoa, Chordata, Actinopteri, Gobiiformes, Gobiidae. The transcript has 3 exons. Bases 50 to 301 code for a protein of 83 amino acids. The record is from RefSeq and is a predicted model, not a curated record. Gene Ontology annotation, molecular function: chemokine activity; CCR chemokine receptor binding.
CCUGCAGAUCACAGUGAAGUUUUUUGCCGUCAGACCUUGUCCCAUCACCAUGAAGACUGUGUGGCUCCUCACAGGACUCCUGCUCACUGCACUGGGCUGCUCUUGCAUGCCGUGGGGGGUUAACGCAGCCUCUCCCCGUCAAUGCUGCUUUGCCUUCAGCACAAAGAAGAUUGACCCAAGUCUGAUCCUGUCUGUGGAUAGGACCAGCAGCAGUUGCUCCAAGAGGGGAUAUAUAGUGACCACCCCAAACGGAAAGGUCUGUGUUGACCUGAGCCAGACAUGGGUGCCGAAGCUAAAUUAGUACAAUCUGCCUCACAAAUUUUUAAAUUCUAUUAACUUUAUUCAUUCUUUAUGUGUCUUCAUUUUUUGUACUGUGGUGCAUAAUGGAAGUGUAUAGCUUUAAUUUUUAGAAAUUUGUAGGCCUAUUCUUUUUUAUUAUAAAUGUUCUUUGUUUAUACCUUACCCAUCUUGAACUAAAAUUGUAAUGAUACAAAAAAUUAAUAAAUAAAUAAUUAAAAAUGCU